UUUUUCUUUAUUUUCUUUCGGUUUCUCGGACAAACAAACAACUGGGUUUUGAGUAAAAUCCGAAGCUCACAGAUACACUCUCUCUCUAUAUACACAAAACACAAUCUUUGUUGAAUUAAAGUUGCUGAUCUUGACUCCAUCACCUCCGAGAUUUUGUUUCUGUACAUAACUCCACUAUUUUGGGUUUUUUUCCUAUUUAAGAUUGCCCAUUAUGUGUUUGCAAUUAGGUGGCUGAAACCAAAAAUGGCUCAAGAAGAACAUAACCACAGGUGUAGCAAUAGUAGCAGUGGUGGUGGUGGAAACAGAUCUUCAAAAAAGUUGAAGCAAAAAAAAGUCCCACAAAGAGGACUAGGUGUUGCUCAGCUUGAGAAGAUUUGAUUAGAGGAACAACAAAAGAAAGAUGCUAUUUUACUAUCCAAUUCACUUCUAUCACCAAUUAAUUCUUCAUGUUUAGCUGUUCAAUCUCAACGUACUUCCAAUUUUAGGCAUAACCCUACGCAAACUGAUCUUUCUUCGCCAAAUUUGAUAUUUAGACCGGCGCCUUCUAUCCCCAACGUUGAUGUUGUGCAUCCGAAUUACAUACCAUUGUCGAAAUGGAUUCGCAUUUCGGUCUAAUUUGAAUUUACCCUAUGAAUCUAACCCCAUUUGGCCUCCCCCUAAUGUAAUACAGAGGACACUGCAAUUCCAGCAGCAACCUUCUUCUUCAUCAAUGAUGAACGUCUCACCAGGUACUUCAUCAUCAUCUGAGAUCAAUUAUCAUCAGAUAGAGCCCCCUUCAAACCAAAGCUUUUAUGGCAACAACUACACACCUUUGUGGCAAGAGGAAGAGAAGAUGGUUGGAAUGAAGAGGCCAUAUCCUUUCCCUCCAGACAAUCCACCAGGCCCCGGCCCCUCUUUCCCUUGCAAAUUUCCACCCAUCUUUGUUCCUCCCAUCACUGGAUCAGAUGAAUCAGCGUCAUGUGGCAUUGGAGGCACAGUUAAUAUCGAACCCAACAACCCAAUUUUCAGAGAAGGCCCUUCGAGCUCAAUGGUCUUGUGUGAGCUGAAUCCAAUGAAAGUGGUAAAAGAGAAUGGCAAUUUAAACGGAGAUUUUCUCACAUUGGCUUCUCCUGCAACAGCUUUGCCCCAAUCUAGUUCAAAGUAUAAGCACCCUUCAUUGUAUCAAACCCCAUAUACCCGAGAAUUAUCAGAACUUCAAUCUCUACCACAUCAAGGAAGUGCUGAAGACCCAAUUCACUAUCCCGGGCCCCAAAAACAGGCUUUAUACAGCUUCUUUCCUCCGGCAAAGGCACGGAUUGACCAAGCAACAACCACCGUUAAUGGCUGCAAUGGUGAAGUUCGUGAAAAACUUGGCCUCGAUCUGAAGUUGUAGGAGGGUUAGUCCAUUUCUUCAUGUUUUGGCAGGACAAGUUGUUUUCCUCCUUGAAUUGCUUUAGCCCAUUGUUUGUGAUGUUUUGGCAGGCUGUAGCUUUUUCUCUCAAACAUGCUAGGAUGCGCGUUUUUUCAUUUUUAUUUUUUAUGGGUAAAAGUAGAGAUAUGAAUAUGGAUAUUGCAUUUUUUUAUGGGUAAAAGUAGAGAUAUGAAUAUGGAUAUUGCAUUAUGUAAAGCAUGAAGCAUGAAGAUGACAGUGAGGAGAGAUGCAAAUGACUUGUUUUUAUUUUGGGAGUUACAAAUUUGAUGCAAGGAAGUUUGGUUGUGAAGAGAUAAUGUUGUAGACACUGAUUUGUGCACGCUCUUGUGCACAAAAUGUUGUUGUCAUGACGGUAAACUGAUUUAGAUCCCAAGUUAAUCUUAAAUGAGUUUUAAUUGACCUU
Molecule: messenger RNA, 1814 nt
Organism: Camellia sinensis
Lineage: Eukaryota; Viridiplantae; Streptophyta; Magnoliopsida; Ericales; Theaceae
Molecular function (GO): DNA-binding transcription factor activity
Source: RefSeq, a predicted model, not a curated record